AUGAAUUAAAAAGAUGAAUAAUUUAAUGAAGAAAUCUGUGUGAAAAUAAAGACCUUAGAUAAUCAUACUUUAGAUGUUCGUAUUAAAUAAAAUCAAUCUGUGAAUGAUCUAAAAAAUUAAAUUGAAAUAGUAACUUGUUUAUGUUUAACCAAGGUCUCAAGCAUUCCAUCAUCAAGAUAAAGAUUACUAUUUAAGGGAAGAUAACUUAAUAAUGAGGAUACUUUGAUUUCUUUAAACAUAGAGGAUUAAUGUGUUGUUCAUUUAGUUGCCAAUAUGCCUGAAUUUGAAUCAUCUCCUUUAAAUAGAGGAUUAUCUACUAGUUCAUUUGAUGAGCAUGAUAAUAGAAAUAGUUGUAUUUAUAUAUUAAAUAUACAGUUGAUGUACAAGAGAACAGAAGAAACUCUAGAAAAAAGGUAUUAUAGCAAAGAUUACAUGGAUUUUAAUAACUACCAACAAGGAAUUCAUUGUAAUAAAAUGUUAUGACAUUACAUAAUCUAUUAUAAUCAUUUAAUACAGUAGCUGAAGCCAUUGAAUAGGGAUAAAUAUUUGCUUAGAAAGACUUUGAACUUGGUUAAUGGAUAGAUUUUAAGGAUUCUUAAGGAGAAUGGAUUGAAGGUUAUGUUGGAUAAAAAUAAUAAAAUCAGGUUUUAAUUAUUCAUUAAAAUGGUGAAGAAUGGAUAGGAGUUCCAUCUAAUAGAUUAGCAUUAUUCAGAUCUCAUACUAUAUAAAAAACUUAUCACAUGUCUCCUAUUUUAAAUAAUCAUGAAUAACAAUAAUUAUGGAGUUUUAGUGAAUUACUUGGUUAAACAGCAAUGUUAUUAUCAAGAGCUGGCAAUAUGAUGUCUAGAUUAGCAGAUAGUGUAGAAGACAAAUCUAUUCCAUAAAGUAAGAAGGCUGAUAUGUCUAAUCUUAUAACUGGAAUGAUUGAGGAACAAAGAAGGAUACAAGAAGAAAAGGUUGAAAAAUAAGAUGAUGUUGCAUCUCUUAAAUCUAUGAAGUCUAUGAAAUCUGAUAAGAUAUCUAUUGAUUAUGAAACAUCAUCAAUUAAAUCAAUGAAGUAAAUUUUAAUGACUUAAAUAAGAUCUGAUAUCUCUAAAUUAACUACAUAUUUUAUGGGACAUAAUCAUAAUACAAUGAUGGCUGAAAAUAUAGCAGAAGAAGAAGAGAACAGUAGUUAAGAUAUGUCAGUUGAUAAUCAAAGAGAUGCUCCAAAUAUUUCCAAAGAAUUUAAGGAAAAUUAUAUAUAUUAUGAGACUUCUUUGUUGGCUGCCUAAUUAGCACCUUUAUCUGAUAGACUAGGGAGAUUAUUGUAAUAUUUUGCCUUUAUUUUUUAUAGAGUUGAUUUAUCCCCAUAUCUUGCAUUGAGUGGAUCCAAUAUAAACAAGUAAUCUUAUGUUAUAUGAAGUAUCUUUCAAAAUCAUCCUAAUUCCAAUAUAUCCAAUUUAUCCAUAAUAACUAAUGAAGGCAGUCAGUAUUCAACUUAAGCUAAGCAAUAUUAUUUUUAAGUCCCUAUUAUGUUAACUCCUUAUGAAUUACAUACACAAUCAUAAUAUGGAGCAUCAGCCAACAGAAUUGUAGGAGAUAAUUUAGAUAUUUUGAAUCAUUUAAACAAUAAUAAUGGUAAUCCAAGACAAAAAAGAACCACUAAAAAAGAAGAAGAAGAAAAAUAAUAAUUUGUAACAUUAUAUAAAAAUAAACCAACCUAAUCAUAUCAAUAAUAAUAUUAAUAAUAAUAAUAAUAAUAAUUAUAAUAAUAUCAAUAAAUGAAAGAAUCAAAUUUUUAAAAUACUGAAUAAGAUGAAACAUAAUAUUUAUAAUAAUAUUAAUAAUAAAAGAAAUAAUCUAUUGAUGGAUAAAUUAAAAAGAAAAAGAAAGGUAAAGAAGUAUCUUUUUCAGAAUAAAUUAAUCAACUAAAAAAAGAUAAAUAAUUUUGA
Messenger RNA from Paramecium primaurelia, 1934 nucleotides. The record is from the annotation of a GenBank genome assembly. NCBI's taxonomy places the organism in Eukaryota, Ciliophora, Oligohymenophorea, Peniculida, Parameciidae.